This is a messenger RNA of Thrips palmi, 538 nucleotides long. RefSeq names its product NADH dehydrogenase [ubiquinone] 1 alpha subcomplex subunit 7-like. NCBI's taxonomy places the organism in Eukaryota, Metazoa, Arthropoda, Insecta, Thysanoptera, Thripidae. Bases 131 to 451 code for a protein of 106 amino acids. The transcript has 3 exons. Gene Ontology annotation, biological process: mitochondrial electron transport, NADH to ubiquinone; ATP synthesis coupled electron transport. The record is from RefSeq and is a predicted model, not a curated record. Gene Ontology annotation, cellular component: mitochondrial inner membrane.
CGAGCGCUGUCAAACGGCGAGACCUCAAAGCUCACUGAAAGGUCAACAUAACCUAACCUUGACAGAACAGAACACUGAAAGAAAGCAGAAACCUUUCCUCUUGUAAGCGUGGAAUUUGAUUGUUUUGAUCAUGGCAUCCAAAGGUGCGACCCGUGACAUUAUUCCUGCCCUUCAGAAAUUUAGAACUUUCCUUCUGGGAGGACGAACUGGCCCCAACUACCUACGGUUUGAGGGUAGGAUCGCUAAACGGUCCCAGCCCCAGCCCAAUCUACCUGAUGGACCCCAUGCCAAACUGUCAGCUAACUACUAUUACGAUCGAGAUGCAAGGCGAAUCCUGAACCCUCCUCUUCUGAUUGCCAGCGAUCAGAAGCUUAUCUCACCCCCUGCGUCGGAGCAGCCUCGCAAGUACCGCACACCAGGCAAAACAUAUGCUUGGGAUGCUCCUUUUUAAUCAAUGACAGCUGUACAUAAGUGUAGAAAAUGUGAUCUACUGUAAAUUUACCCGCAAUGUAUAAUUAAAAUUAUUGAUAAGCUUUCA